AUGACUGUUGUAAUACCAAACAACGCCAGCCAGCCUCCAACAUCUCCUCCGGACUAUAUACCUUCUCCAUCCCGCAUCACCUUGGAAAAUAUCCUAUCCAACCACUCACCAACGCCUUACACAUUCAAUGCUUUUCUGGAUUUCCUGAUCCACAACCAUUGUGUCGAGACCUUGGAUUUUAUUUCUGAAGCAAACGCUUACCCCACCAUCUACAAUACGUACUGGUCAUCUCCCGAACAUAGCGUCAUUGUUCGGGAUCCUACACUUGUUGGCACACAAUGGGAGGAUUUGAUGAAGACUUACAUCAUGCCUGGGUCUCCAAGUGAAAUCAACCUACCGGCCUAUAUCCGUGAAGAGUUACUGGCUAUCCUGGAUGUGACGGUUUCCCCGCCAAGUCCCGAACAAUUAGACUCCGCCAUCAAUCAUGCCUAUGAAAUUUUGAUAGAAGACGCCUUGAUACCGUUCAUCAGAAGCUUCCACUUGUCAGACAAUCCGUCGAUACCUUCAGGAGAUUUUCCAACCUCGAAGCUGUAUUAUUCAAAUCGGAGAUCAAGUUCACUAGACUGGAGUGCUCUGUAUGAUAGAUUCCCAAACCUCAAUCGUGCAGACACUAACUCGAGCUUCUAG
Messenger RNA from Penicillium cinerascens, 627 nucleotides. RefSeq names its product regulator of G-protein signaling domain-containing protein. The record is from RefSeq and is a predicted model, not a curated record. NCBI's taxonomy places the organism in Eukaryota, Fungi, Ascomycota, Eurotiomycetes, Eurotiales, Aspergillaceae. Bases 1 to 627 code for a protein of 208 amino acids. The transcript has a single exon.